This is a messenger RNA of Heterotrigona itama, 1009 nucleotides long. NCBI's taxonomy places the organism in Eukaryota, Metazoa, Arthropoda, Insecta, Hymenoptera, Apidae. The record is from the annotation of a GenBank genome assembly.
UGACUAUUUAUUUUCCUAACCUUUCUUACAAUCAGCUGACUAACCUACCUUAAUGUAUCUGUUCAGAUGACAGAUUGCUGUAAGCAACUAUCCAAUUUAAAUAAUACGAGGCUUCCAAAUAAUAGAAAUAAUAAAUGAUGAAUGUUCAAAUAAGACACCGUUAUGAGGGUUUAUUGCAUAAAUAUACUAAUGCCAUGAAAGGAUGGCAAUAUCGUUGGUUUAUACUUAAACCAGAGACUGGCGAAUUACAUUAUUUUUUAAGUGAAUCUGAAAAAAAUCAACGGCCACGAUGUUCAAUAUAUUUAGCUGGUGCAGUGAUUGCACCGAGCGAUGAAGAUUCUAAUACCUUCACUGUUAAUUCUGCUACAGGUGAUAUGAUAAAAUUACGAGCCACAGAUGCCCGGGCUCGUCAAGAAUGGGUUGACAAACUACGAGCUGUUACAGAAAUGUAUACCAGAGCAAUAGCUAGUAGUCAUCCUCCUUUACCUCCAAGAGAACAUUCUGCCAAUUCUACUAGAACUCCAGUUGCUAAAUUAGAAGUUUUAGACGCGUUUGCCAAUUGUCAGGAGCAAUUAAGAAAAGUGGAAAAACAUAAUCUUGCAUUAGCACAAACUAUUGAAAAUUCAAGUUUAAACUUAGAUCCUGAUUUAUUAGUACUUAAAGCGACUGCACAUACUACUUUACAUACAUUAAAUCAAUGCCUCAAUAUAUUGUAUCAAUAAUUUAUUGAAGAUUUUAUUAUAAACAUGAAAGAAUUAUUUUAUCAAUUAUCAAUGUAUGAAAUGCAUUUCAAUUAAUUUGUAUAAGAUAUUUUAAAUUUGUUACUGACGAUCCAACUGUUUGAUCUUCCAUAUUAAUAGUAUGUGAGAGUCUGCCUUCUUAUUAAGUAUCAGAUAGAAACAAAUUGUUUCAAAUCUUUAAAUAAAGAAGUAGUUUCAAUAAGGUAUGUAUAUCUGUGUUAUUUAUCUACUACAUAUAUAUAUAUAUUUAUCUACUACAUAUAUAUAUA